AGUCUCGCGGGCUCCGUAGUGAGGGGCGGAAGUGACGUUUCGAGUUGGGGUCCCGGAUGGAAUUGCUCGCUCCCUGAGGCACCGUCGCUGGGCCGGCCGCAUCCACGUUCCUCUGUUGCCCUCUCAUCUCCUCUGGCCUGAGGCUCUGAGUUCUACUCUCCUUUUCUCCCCCAGCUGUGCUCUGACCACUUUUACAAGAUGAGCACCACCAGUGUGGAUGAUGCUAAACCAGAUGUUAAACAAGAAUCUGAGAAAAAGAUAUUUUAUUGCGAGGUUUGUAAAGUUCCAUGUAUGAGUUCUAUAAGCCUUCAGUCACACUUCCGUGGAGCAAAACAUAAAAAGAAAGAGAGAGCCAUGAAUGCUUAUAGUGCUCCCGCUCCAGUGAUAUAUGAAACACAGAGACCAGUUAAGCGGAAGCUUACAAAGGACAUAACCUGUCUGAAAGAUUUUAUGAAAGAUCCCAAAAGAGAGGAACCUCUAGUUGGUUUAGAACAUGUGGUUGAAAUCAGAUUUGAAGGGAGGAGAGAGCCACAUUAUGAAUGCAAACUGUGUGAAUUUAACACGGAGAUGGCACCUAUGAUAGAACAUCUCAGUGGCUAUAAACACAGAAGAGCAUAUAUUUCUAAAGAAUUUCCGGAUAAAAUGAAGAAAAACACACCAGGCGUGAAAGAGGACAAAGUCUCAUUUCUCAGACGGAUAGCAAGAGAGAUAGAAAAGGCUGAAGGUUUAAAAAUGUAUAAGACUGAAGGUUAUACAAGACCCAGUAUAUCUUCCUCAUCAUCAAAGAAAAAAUCAAGGUGGGAAGAUGAUUACAAGCCUGAGAAUGAUCCAGUUCGAAAGCAGAAAGCUCUAGAAUACUUGGAAACUUUUCAGGUCACCUCAGACACAGAAGCAACUCUGGUAGUUAGUAUUACACAAGAUCUGACAGAAGCUUUGAAGACCUUUUGUAAAAAGAAAGCAGCUGUCAAUUAUGCUAGCAGCCUGAGGCCACUGAUGUCAAUAUCUCAAGAUGAGCUUUCAGCAGGAAGAAACAUCCAGAAACCAUACAAGUCUUUUGAAAAUUACAAAGGCAAUUCAGGAAAUACUAAGUGGAAUCAAGAUUUUUCAUCUCAAAGACAUGAACAGGCACAAUUUACAUCACAAUUGGAUGCAAACACUUCAUUCACCACUGCCAGUUCAUACAGUUACCAAACAAGUGAUGGAUCAUCCUCAUAUGGACUAAGACCUAAUGAUUCUGCAACAAUGGCUGCACUCAGUAAUUCAUUUGCCCUUCAGACGGGAGGCUUUGCUACUGGAAUCAAUGAAUGGCUGAAGCAAUUCAAUCAAUCUGCUUCUGUAUCCUCCCAGUCCACUUCAGUUGGAAGCACCGCUCCCUACUUCAGAUAUUCAGGGAGUGGGUAUUCAACAGAAUACAAGUCUAAUAGUGCCCAAGGAAACAAAACUACAGCACCUGAUAACAGAAUGGCUUAUGGUGGUGGAGGUACAAAUUGGAAGAGUCAGAGAGCAUUUACAAAUACAAGGAAUUUACCUGACCAGAGAUCAUCCUAUUCUGCUUCCUCUGCUACAUAUCCUUCAUCUGGAGGAUAUUCAACAAACUAUCCUUUACAAGGCUGUUCAUCUUACUACAGGGGUGGGUCUUCAAAUUCCACUUCUUCAUCAAGAGGUGGUUCUAGUUGGUCAGAAGAAUCGAGAUAUCAGAAAUCAGAUUUCAAGACUGAUUCGGCCUCAUUUCAUUCCUCCUCUUCUGUCCACAAUUCAUACAGAGAUUACCAACAACAAAACAGAGAGUCAGAUAAGAUGUUUGAUGAAGAUGCCAGUGGUCUUACUCCCAACAUUCUGCAUAGACUUCAAGGAAAGGAUGUACCUACAAUGACCAGAAUGCUCCAGCAGCUGACUCCAUAUUAUCCAGCACUUCAAAAAAUCAAUAUUGAAACAUUAGUCAAAGCAUUAAUUGAAACUAGAGAAAUAAAUUAAGAUGAUAAAACAGCUGAAUUGGAACUGAUGAACAGAACACUGAAGAAUCUUCACUUCAAGUUUUUAGGAAACAAACUCAACAAUUUAAUUUUGGAUGUGGUUUCUUUUGUUUUGUUUUUGUUUUUUGUGGAAGGGGAUAGGGUUUAUGUUUUUAGUACAGUAAAAAUAUAGUUGGAGCACAAAUUAUUUUCAUGGAGAUGAAUAUGCUGUUCACGUAUUUUUAUGCAUUUGUUAAAUAUUUUUAGUAGAUUGCACUGGAAACUCUUGGUUUUUGAGGGGCUGGUUAAUAUUAAUCACCUUUUUCCAAAAAAGUUUUUGUAUGUUGUAAUCCAUUUAGGAAGAAUAUUCACUGAAAAUAGUUCCAUUGCAUGAAAAAUACAGAAAUGCAUUGCUUCACAUAUAAACCAAUGGCCAGUUCUUCUAAUUUUAGACUUUAUAAUGAGUUAGGAUACUUUUUAGAAGUGACUAUACUGAAUUUCUUUUUGGAACACAUUAAAAUGAUGGUCCCUAAACAAAAUGUUUCUCCUCCUGUGGACUCAAAAUGUGCUCUUAAAUAAGAAAAUGCGAACACUUGUUAGUGGAAAAACUUAACCAAUUUUAUUUUUAAAUUGUAAAAAUGCACACAAAUAUGGAAAUACAACCAGAAUUCUAUUGUAUAGAAUAGCAUUCUGCAUUUUCAAUGUUUAUUUGUAAAAUAAUAAUUAUUAUUAUUAAUAAUAAUAAUUGGGGCAUUUUGCAGUGUUGAUUUUCCAAACAGUAAAACCAGGAUGAAAUUGGGUUAAAAUUUAAAAAAUAGAAAAAUUGGGGGGGGG
This is a messenger RNA of Chelonoidis abingdonii (Abingdon island giant tortoise), 2786 nucleotides long. RefSeq lists its product as uncharacterized. NCBI's taxonomy places the organism in Eukaryota, Metazoa, Chordata, Testudines, Testudinidae. The record is from RefSeq and is a predicted model, not a curated record. Gene Ontology annotation, cellular component: precatalytic spliceosome. Gene Ontology annotation, molecular function: double-stranded RNA binding; zinc ion binding; single-stranded RNA binding.